AUGAAGAUUACAAAAGUGCUGGUAACACUGGCUGCUUUAGUUGCCCUUAAUUCACUCACUCCAUACACAUGUAAAAGUUUACUUCUGGAAAAGGUGAAAUCAGAACUAGACGUAGUCGAUAAAAACAUCAAGAAAAAGAAUUUCAAAAAGAAGUUGAUCAUCUCGUCAGUAGUCUUAGGAGUAGCCAUUUUGGUAAAUGUACUAGCUGGAAUAGGAUACUAUAAUUAUAAGAAAAAGCAACAAUGUCAGCAUGAACAGAAGGAUCACUUGCCGGAACCUAAAAUGAACGUACCUGUAAAUAAGCACGCCAAGAUAACUAAAGAAAUUAUCGAUGAAGUAAAUCGAAUAUCCGAAAAAAAUAUGGCUGAAAAAUUCAAGUCGGGAAAACCAUAUUAUCCGAAGCUAAAGGAUAUUCUGCUCAACAUUGAAAAUGAAGUAAAAAAGAGAAACGCAAAAUUCGAUAGGUAUAACAUUUCAGACAUGUCUUACGAUAUUUUCAGAAACCUUUAUCAUAUAUCUGAACGCUGGAAAAAAAACCCAAACUUAGUUCUAGCCAAUAAGUAA
Messenger RNA from Plasmodium coatneyi, 564 nucleotides. Its product is annotated as Early transcribed membrane protein. The transcript has a single exon. The record is from RefSeq and is a predicted model, not a curated record. Bases 1 to 564 code for a protein of 187 amino acids. Lineage: Eukaryota; Apicomplexa; Aconoidasida; Haemosporida; Plasmodiidae.